Messenger RNA from Cyphellophora attinorum, 2262 nucleotides. RefSeq lists its product as uncharacterized. Gene Ontology annotation, molecular function: protein binding. The transcript has a single exon. Bases 1 to 2262 code for a protein of 753 amino acids. The record is from RefSeq and is a predicted model, not a curated record. Gene Ontology annotation, cellular component: cytoplasm. Lineage: Eukaryota; Fungi; Ascomycota; Eurotiomycetes; Chaetothyriales; Cyphellophoraceae.
AUGCCUUUCAUACCCUCACCACCCAUGGCCUCAGGUUCGAUAACCAAUUCCGAAGACGCAUCUGAACUCUUGCUGACGUCGCCAGGAGUCGAAGUUCUGCUCAGAGAUCUCCAGUAUUCCUCGCGAGAGGUCGAACCCAACACAGGUCCCGAACGUCGAACGAUCUUACUCAACGACUCAAACAACUGGUCUGUUGAGGUAGGCAGAGCCUCCUCAACCUUACGCACCGUCGACAGUGCACCGAUGGCCACCAACGCCCGCUUCGGCUCGAAAGUAGUCUCGAAGGUGCACGCCACCAUCUCGGCCGAGCCAGAAAGGAAGAAGGUCUACAUCACCGAUGAGGGAUCCAUGCACGGCACAUAUCUCAACGGGAAACGUCUGCCGGAGCAGGUCGACCACUCCGUUGAGAACGGCGAUGUCAUAAAGCUUGGAGCACCCGUCGAUCGUGAAGGUCGUAAGAUUGCCCUCUCCUCUGUCACAAGGACAACGAGCUUACAAGAUGUAGUCACAUUCCUACCUGUCCAAGUACAGAUGAGUGCGAAUUGGCAAGACUCUCCACGCACGGACUGGGUGCCGCCUCCCAACACCCCAUCGACCGCUGCUACAAACCAUCAGGCUGGCACUGUCUCCUCAGAGCAGCAGAUUAAUCCCGCUGAAUACGAGCAAUACUUCGACUCCGAUGAAGGCUCUGACGACGAGCAAGAUCACUAUGAGCCAGAGAGCGAUAGCGAUGCAGGUCGAUAUCCCGAAGAUGAUCCUCCUCGUCGCUUCACCGUACCAGAAUCUGAUCUUUCCGACGAAGCUGAGUCUGCCUUCAACGAUGACGGCUACAGUCCUGCAUACCCCAGUGAAUCUCCUCAGUCAAGCCCCAUAUCACCAAUCGAGACAAAAGACAAGGAGAUCAGCAAGCCGAUGGAUAAGUAUGCCCCUGCCGAUGUCCUCACUGGGAGUCACGACCCACCCAGCAAGUUCAUUGGGUCUUAUUCCCCUCUCCCUGCCCUUCCUCCUGGACGCUGGAACUUCGCCACAGGGCUAGCUGCAGAAGACCUUGUCGAAAAGGCUGAAGAGGCUCGUCGCCAGUAUGAUCCGGAGAACAAAGAUGAUGAGAUCGAGGACAGUGACGACCGCUCCAGCGCCGCGGGAUCUCUGGACUAUUCUGAUGAAGCUGAAGAGGAUGACGAUGUCGAUCAAGCAGAGAACGACCGCUUCCACCAAGAAUAUCCUCAUAAGACAUAUGAUGACCAGUUGCCCUCAGGCUUCUCAACGACCGUGGCUAAGCCACAUAUCACAUUCACGACGAACAAAGUCCGAGAACCGAGUCCAUCCGAUGCUGCCAUGGCCAAACCACCACCUCAGCUGCAAACAUAUCCUCCUCCUACACCGUAUACUCAAGGCUUCGCACCUGCGGCAGUGCCCGAUCCGAGAUCCAUCUGGCCAGGACCACAACAACUCAUGUCAAUGACUUACGGUCCCCCUCCUCCACCGCCUCCGCCAUUCAUGUACGAGCUGCCGACCGUUCAACCAUUGCAGAUGGCGUGGCAUCCACCGAAUCGCGUGCUCCAUCCACCGCUCAACAUUUCUGACCCUGCUCACAAGCGAUUCGACACUCCAGAGGGCGACGUGGACGCUGCAGAAUAUUCUUUUCCGGAGGACAGCGAAGUUGAGUCUGAAUUUCCAGCCUCUGGUCAAGUCUGCCUCAACGACGAUGCACCUCUGAAUUCCCGCAAACGUAAGGCUGAGGCUUUGAGCGACGAUCACUACGACGCCAACAACGAGGUCGAGUUUGGUGCGGUGCCAGCACCUACUAGCGAUCCGUUCAACGGCUUCUCGGACAACAAUGUUGCACAGAGCCAUGUUGCGAAUGGUGGCGUUGCGAAUCAGGUUGUUGAAGAGGACACUACUGCUGAAGUCCAGCUUGCAGAACACAGUGAUUUACCAAAUCAGUCUACUGAGUCAAACGACACCCCAGUCGGAGAUUCAGACAACGACUACCGGCUCUACCUCGAGCUGAGCAAGAAAUUCGGUCCGAUCUCAGAAAACGAGCGCGAACCACCCAGCAAGCGACAGAAGGUAGCGGAGGAUACUGCUCUUGCAUCUCUUGCAUCUCUAGCAGAAGGUACUCCUCCGAUACCUCGCGCGACCGUCGGAAGCACCAUCUUAAGGACCAUUGGAACCACCGCCAAGUGGGGAGCUGUCUUGACCGCCGGCGCUACUGGUGCUGUGCUCGGCCUGGCCGCACUGCCUCCGAACUACUUUGCUUAG